Micromonas pusilla CCMP1545 is the source of this 360-nucleotide messenger RNA. RefSeq lists its product as uncharacterized. Lineage: Eukaryota; Viridiplantae; Chlorophyta; Mamiellophyceae; Mamiellales; Mamiellaceae. The record is from RefSeq and is a predicted model, not a curated record. The transcript has a single exon. The coding region runs from base 1 to 360 and encodes 119 amino acids.
AUGACGACGAACCCUUCCCCGCCGCCCGGGACGUCCCCGUCCGUCGCGCGGGGCACGACGCGCGUCCCCGACCACGUCAUGCGCGCGAUAUACGGCGACGACUACGUCCCUCCCGACGCCCCGGUCGCGGAGACGACGACGACGACGACGACCGCGGGGGAGACGCAUCCCGCGAAGGGCGAGGGCAAAGCGGAAGCGUACGACGCGUCGCUGAAGACGUGGUGGAAGGAGUACGCGGACCGGAAGAACGACGAGGAGGUCGAGCACGUGAGCGACUCGCUGCUGUACGAUUACACGCACCUCCCGAGGAGCACGCCCGCGCCGACGAUGACGGACGACCGCGUGAAGAAGGUUGGCUGA